Molecule: messenger RNA, 2553 nt
Organism: Dreissena polymorpha
Lineage: Eukaryota; Metazoa; Mollusca; Bivalvia; Myida; Dreissenidae
Product: histamine H2 receptor-like
Exons: 2
Coding region: 24-1679 (551 amino acids)
Biological process (GO): G protein-coupled receptor signaling pathway
Cellular component (GO): membrane
Molecular function (GO): G protein-coupled receptor activity
Source: RefSeq, a predicted model, not a curated record
ACGAUUGUUUGGAGUGUAGUGAGAUGAUACAAGUGGAAAAAGCGACUUGGGUGCCCGGACUUUUUGGAAAGCUAAUCGCAUUGGCUAUAUUAUCAGUUCUUACAACGACAGCAAAUAUUUUAAUGGUGUAUAUCACUUUUCAGACGAAAUCAUUGGUAUCGAAUACGAAGGUGUUUUUCGGAAGUCUGUGUUUCGCUCAUCUUAUAGGCAGCCUUAUUGUUAUACCAUCCUGGAUUAUUAUUCGUCUUUCGCCGAACUUUGCUCAAGAAUCCAACGCGUUCUGCCGGUCAGUGUCGUUCUUUUGGAUCCUUAUGAUAUUGACCUCAUUUUACUCCUUAUCCGCAUUGUCUUUAGAUCGCUUUUUCAUCAUAUCCAAUCCGAUGCGAUAUCCGAUUUGGGCGACAACCUUACAAAAACUGGCCGCUGUGGCUAUGCUUUGGAUCAUCUGCAUCCUGAUAUCGGCAGCACCGAUUAUCGGCUGGGGCGAAUACACGUUUAUGCCGGACGCAAUUCCGAUUUGCGGUUUGAAUAUGAAGGAUUCAUUUUCCUUUACCCUUUUUCUAAUAAUAGCCGGCUUUAUACUGCCUCUACUUAUCGACAUUCUGUGCUGUGGACGCAUCAUCUCAAUUGCCAGGCGCCAGUCGAGGUGCAUGGAUCUACGCCGAAGCUCCGAUGGGACUUCGUCCAUUACCUCAGGAUCGACAGAAAGUGCGUCCUCCGCGUCCUCCUCAUCUUCCACGUCAGCUAAAAUGAGCAAGCUUAAACAGAAGCUUAAUUCACUAAGACUCGUCUUUGCCGGAACUGGCAGUUUUCUUGUUUGCUGGUUGCCAUACGUGGCCGCCCACAUCUGGAUGACCAACGUUCGAAACAUCAGUCAUUCUGAGGAGUCCAUGCCGUAUAUCCUCGAGUUUGUCGUUAUGUGCAUCGCCCUUCUAAACGGCUUCAUAAAUCCCGUUGUCCUUAUGCUCAGCAACAGAGACCAUAGGCGCGAGAUCAGAUCCCUUAUCCUGCGCCGACUAGGUUUAAGCUCUGCCGAUGACCGCGGGUAUUCAAGCUCCGAAUCGAUAACAGUUCACACGAGAAGAGCUCAGUUUAGGAAGUCGACCUUAUCGCAGACUUUUCAGACUAUUCAGGAGCUCCAGUUCGAAGUUGACAUAACGCCUGCAACUCCAACAGAGUCACAUCAGUUGCAGAAAAAAGACAGUGACACAUCUAUCCUUGACAUUGCUGCUGAAAUGUUAACUCCCAUAACGACACAAUCAAAUCCCAAGAUGCAAUUGCAAUUCGCUAGUGACGUUAACGAAGCAAAAAGGCUUAUGUCGCCAUCCAGCCAGGCUAGCAUUGAUAUUGAAUCCCCGUUAGAGAGUUUCAAGGUUGACUUGUAUUUGCAGUUGCAGAAUAGAGAAAUUGUCGCAUCUACCAUUGACAAAGCCUCUGAAAUUUUAACUUCUACAACGACACAGCCCAACGCCAAGAUGCAAUUACGAUUCGCUAGUGACGUUCACGAAGCGAGAAGGCUGAUGUCACAAUCCAGUCAGGGUAGCGUUGACAUCGACACUCCGUUAGAAAAUGUCAAGGUCGAAUUCCAUGCACCAAGGUAUGUUACACAGAUAUCUGUGGAAUCGAUAGUAGAUUCAGAACUUGAUGCAAAUGACGACCCAAAACUUGAUAUAAAGUGAAUAUACUGCGAUAGCGCAAAUCAUCCCAAACCAUGCACUCUCUAGUGCAUUGAGAUCCAGCUAAGCUGAAUAACAUCCGAAGGUCAGGUCGGAGUCAGUGGGUUGACGAAUGGAGAGCGUUGCGUAUCUUCUCCGUGGAACAUGCGAAUACGACUCGGGAGAUUUGAUUGUUUAGUGUUAAUGGUACAUUUUAUAAACGCAAUUUAUGUGAUCGAGGCGGUCGUGACGUUUUGAUUGUGCAAUCUGAUUGUGCAAUCUUAAAUGUUGAUGAACAAGGCUUUUUAACAUCUUAAUUAUAUAAGAUGAUUAAUAGCCAGGUGUCGACUGUAUAUUUAGAAGAAAUUCAUGACCGUGUUUCGCAUUAACAAAGACAAGAAGGUUUGGUGCACUAGAAAACUUUUUGCAUAAUCCAUGCAUGUCUGAGAAGAAAGCGUUUCGUUUACGCUAUUGUUUUUUUAUGUAUUUGAGCCUUGUUCUGAGAAAACUGGGCUUAAUGCAUGUGCGUAAAGUGUCAUCCCAGAUUAGCCUGUGCAGUCCACACAGGCUAAUCAGGGACGACACUUUCAGCCGAAACUUGAUUUUCAGUAAGGUGGGACUUCCUCGAAACUAAAAAUACCGUAUAAGCGGAAAGUUUCGUCCCUGAUUAGCCUAUGUGGACUGCACAGGCUAAUCUGGAAUGACACUUUACACACAUGCAUUAAGUCCAGUUUUCUCAGAACACGACUCAUUUGUAAAUUGUUUCUGGUGCAAUCUGUUUGCUGAAUAUGUUGGAAAUCGGCCAUUCUUAUUUAUCUACCUUAUUUAUUAUAAUUUAUUAUUAUCUUUACCAUUAAACAUACACUAUAAUAUUUAAGUUUUAUAAUACGUUAUUUGU